ACUUUCUCGCCUUGCAGAAAUGGGAGUUCUCUCUCUCUAGAGGUCGCGGCGUUGCUGAUUCUGAAUUCCAAGUUCCUCUUCUUUCUUCUUCUUCGUUUCGAUCUUUCAUCUCAGCUUCGUUCCAGCCAUCGCCGCGUCGGAAUCCCGGAACUCAUCUGACCUGAAAUGGCUGGGGGAGGAUUUGUUCACCAGCUUUUGAGGAGAAAACUUCAGUCUCACUUCAAGGCUUCUACAGUGUUCGCCCCGCUUUUCUCAAAGGAAAGUGAAAUUAAUGCUGGAGGUAUAAGCGCAUUGAGAGCGUUUGCAUUGCUAGGGGCAGGUGUUUCGGGAUUUUUGAGCUUCGCAACGCUUGCGUCUGCUGAUGAGGCGGAACAUGGUUUAGAGUGUCCAAGCUAUCCCUGGCCUCACAAAGGCAUACUGAGUUCUUAUGACCAUGCAUCGAUCCGCCGUGGUCACCAGGUUUACCAGCAAGUCUGUGCAUCUUGUCAUUCGAUGUCUCUUAUAUCAUAUCGUGAUCUUGUGGGAGUUGCUUACACAGAAGAGGAGGUGAAAGCUAUGGCAGCUGAGAUUGAGGUGGUUGAUGGGCCUAAUGAUGAGGGUGAGAUGUUUACUCGUCCUGGGAAGCUAAGCGAUCGAUUUCCUCAGCCCUAUGCUAAUGAAGCAGCAGCUAGAUUUGCUAAUGGAGGGGCCUAUCCUCCUGAUUUAAGUCUAAUCACUAAAGCUCGUCACAAUGGUCAAAAUUAUGUAUUUUCACUUCUGACCGGUUACCGUGAUCCUCCAGCUGGCAUUGCAAUAAGAGAGGGAUUGCACUACAAUCCAUAUUUUCCUGGUGGAGCAAUUGCAAUGCCGCAAAUGCUUAUUGAUGGUGCUGUCGAGUACGAAGAUGGGACCCCAGCAACAGAAGCUCAGAUGGGGAAAGAUGUCGUAACAUUCUUAUCAUGGGCUGCAGAACCUGAAAUGGAAGAAAGAAAGCUGAUGGGAUUCAAAUGGAUAUUUGUAUUGUCACUGGCGCUGCUACAAGCUGCUUAUUAUAGGCGCUUGAGGUGGUCGGUGCUCAAAUCACGGAAAUUGGUUUUGGAUGUUGUCAACUAGCAUCCGUACUGAAAAAUGGCCAUCAUGCUCGUCGGCAGACUGGACAUCGAAUAACUGUCCCGUGGAAUGGCUUUUCUUUCCCCCUUUUCGAUGUGAAAUUUUGUUUAAUUAGUAUUUUGAUUUUGUCAUGGAGCGGGAUGUUAAUGUCUAGUUCCCAGUUUGGAAAUAAGCCCUCCUGGAUACAUUUGAGCUUUCGGGAGGCAUCAACUUUGGAUAACUCCCCAUUAUCAUUCUUUUUCAAAUGCUAGGGCCAAAAUGUUGGGAAGCAAAUUGGCUGUCAAAUUGGGAAUCAUCAGGAAUUCCUGAGCGAUCUGUGCAGCGCAGCGAGUGUGCGAAGUCUUGACCCUUCUUGUGCUUUAAUUUGCGUUGGGUUACCGAGUUUUUACGGGCCUCUCUUUGUUCA
Messenger RNA from Eucalyptus grandis, 1495 nucleotides. Its product is annotated as cytochrome c1-2, heme protein, mitochondrial. The transcript has 8 exons. Gene Ontology annotation, biological process: mitochondrial electron transport, ubiquinol to cytochrome c. Gene Ontology annotation, molecular function: heme binding; electron transfer activity. Lineage: Eukaryota; Viridiplantae; Streptophyta; Magnoliopsida; Myrtales; Myrtaceae. Bases 166 to 1092 code for a protein of 308 amino acids. The record is from RefSeq and is a predicted model, not a curated record.